Molecule: messenger RNA, 782 nt
Organism: Syngnathus acus (greater pipefish)
Lineage: Eukaryota; Metazoa; Chordata; Actinopteri; Syngnathiformes; Syngnathidae
Exons: 5
Coding region: 9-782 (257 amino acids)
Source: RefSeq, a predicted model, not a curated record
UCUGUUUUAUGAGAUGCUCCCGACACACACAUCUCCUGCCUAGAAUCUGCUGCACAUGUGACUUCACCUGCUCUGUAGGUGUGAUGGAGACAUUUGGCCUGAGGCGAACACAGUCCUUGAAGAGCCUAUCUUGGGUUCAGGAGAGGUCAAGGGACAUGCCAGCUCCCACCCGCUGGGACAGAAAGUCCGUGUUGCAGCUGGUGCACCAUUACCAAAGCUGUGGUGACCUAAGGAGUCAAGAAAAAAUGGGACAUAAUUUCCAGACAUCAGAGAGAUUUCUUGAAGAAGGAUGGAGAGGAGUAAAGAACAGAGACAAUGUGGCCUUAGAAGGAGCUUUAAGAGCUGCAAGUUUGUCAAGAAGUCAGUCCAUGGACUUCCUCCCUGAGAGGGAGAACUCAGGUACCAGAGCACUGUGUGCACUGUUCGAGUCCAAGACCAAGCUGCAGCACAAGUCCAGCUGCAGCCCCAAACUCAACUCAUCAGUGUUUGCUAGAGACGGAAAGACCGGAAGAGACUGCUCCCUUCAGGAUCAGAGAAGCCACAACAGGAGCGCUCAGAGGGUGACCCAGUCAGAGAGCGGAAGGACCACAGAUGGCCUCCCAGAGUCUUACAACAAAGAUUCCAGAUACUCAUACGGUGAGGUGUGGCGCUCAAUUUCUUGUUUAGUCACAGAAGUAUUUAUAGGCACACACACAGGCAGUAUUGAAUGUUCUCUAUUCGAGUAUCGUGUAGUAGGACUCAAAAAAGUGCAGGUCAGCAGUGCUCUGUUGCCCUUGACGUAA